Bombus terrestris (buff-tailed bumblebee) is the source of this 2202-nucleotide messenger RNA. RefSeq names its product interferon-related developmental regulator 2 (gene Ifrd1). The coding region runs from base 245 to 1558 and encodes 437 amino acids. The record is from RefSeq and is a predicted model, not a curated record. The transcript is spliced from 6 exons. Lineage: Eukaryota; Metazoa; Arthropoda; Insecta; Hymenoptera; Apidae.
ACGUUCGGGUAAAUUCGCAGCGCAGGUCGUGAAAGACAGUGCACUUGAGAAAGCCCAUCGCAGGCUGUCUCGACGUGUAUGUUUUGAACAAUUUGCAACAUGUUAAUGAGUUUUUACCAGAUUUUAAUUAAAAAUUCAUGCAGUGUGUUCAGUAUACGAAAGAAAAUUAAUAGUACAAGACAUUUACCCUCUUGAUUAAGUAUUUCUGUUAGUAUCAAUUGUGCUAUAAGGAAAGUGAAGAACGAUGCCAGGCAAAGGAGGUAGAAGGCGAAAAUCCGGUCAUGCUGGAAAAAGAGCUGAGCUAACAUCUGAUGAAGAUUCGAUUAAUAAUGAUGCAUGCAGUGUAUCCAGUAGUCAAUCUGACAAUCGCAGCAUGUUAGAUGAUGUGAAUGAUAAUGAGGUCGAUGAAUUCGUGCAGCAAGAAGCAUUCGAGGAGAAACUGAAGGAAGCGAUUGACGGUUUAACACAGAAGAGUGCAAAGGGCAGAACAAUUUGCUUCAAAGGAAUGGAAAAAAUCUUUGCCAUCAAGUACAUUCCAGAUUUCGUAGAGGAUAGGAAAAUGACCAUCACAGAUUCAGUGGAGCGGGGUUUGAAAAAGGGCCGUGGCGAAGAACAAUCUACAGCAGCCAGAUUAAGUACCUUGCUUUGUGUUCAACUGGGAGCUUUCGAAAGCGCAGAGGUAGUCUGUCGUGACUUGAAAAGUACUUUGACUCUUAUCGCCAGUGACACCACGGCUUCCACACAAGCGCGUUCAGAGUGUUGUUGGGCUCUAAGCAUGAAUCAAUUCUUAUCGGGCAAUGACGCGACCGCCACUAUGGAAAUCGUGCAAUUACUGUCUACUAUCUUUUCUGGUUCUUACCUAAAAGGGAAUGGUGCUAUAGCGACUAUAUCUGUGGAGGUUGCAGCGUUACAUUCUGCGGCUAUAUCAGCGUGGACACUUCUUUUAACAGUAAUGCCCCCAGCUGAUAUAUAUAACUUGCUUGCGAGCGAUAGAACCAAUAGUCACAUGCCGUCCCUGAAUAGAUUAUGCGAGUUACUAGAAUCACCGCAUUUGGACAUAAGAUUAUCGGCUGGCGAGGCCCUAGCUGUAAUAUUCGAACUGGGUCGCGAUUUCUCUUGUGAUUACGAGCAAGAUUGGUCGUUAGAUCUAAUUGAGGUACUAAAAGAACUGGCUACGGAUUCGAACAAGUACAGAGCAAAAAAAGAUCGCAAACAACAGAGAGCUAAUUUCAGAGACAUACUUCGUUACAUAGAUGAAGACAUUGUACCAGAAAUGCAUGUAAAAUUUGGUCAAGAAAUUCUGUAUUUAGAAGGAUGGUGUGCACGAACUCAGUACAACGCAUGCUGUAGAUUGCUUGGUCCAGGUAUAAAUAUUCAUCUUGCAGAAAAUCAACUUCUGCGCGAAAUCUUUCAUCUUGGUAACAAAGUUUUACCGAUACCAUUAAAUCAGAAAACGAGUAAAUUAGAAAGAACAUUGAUGAAUGCUGCUGCAUUUAAGGCACGUACUAUUCAACGUAAUAAAAACCGGGAUAAACGAUCGGCAGCCUUGGCACCGUGAUUCUUCAACUUUCUGCUUUUAUACGCUAGAUAAUUUUUUUUUCAAAUAAGAAACACGAUUAAAUUUUUUAUUUAUUAUAACCAUUCUAUAAGGACAUUAGAAAACUUAUUGCAUACUAUUCUCCACGAUAAUCUAUUUUAAAUUGUAAAUAGAGAUGAACAAAAAAACUGUUAUACUUCAAAAUGUCAUUUAAAUUGGGUAGAUAGAAAAUUUGUUUGAACUUGUUCUUAAUUACAGUCGAAUGUUGUUUAAUACUAUUUCAAUUCUGUAUAUACAAUAUUAAAAUAUGUACAUGCUACAAAACUGCUUAGUAUCUAUUAUACUUGUUUUUCUCUAUUGAAUUUAAUGAUUAUUGUUAUGUUAGUAUAAUUUUGUAAAAUUUACGGUAUAAAAAUAAUUUUUUUCUAAUUUUAAUGAUUGAAUUAUUAUCGAUUAUUUUAACUUCUGUAAUAUUUAGAAUGUACACAAAAUUAUACGCUAAAUAUUUGUAUUAGAUGUAACUAUUUAAAUAAGUUAUGUUAUUAAGAAUCGAUAUAUACAAAUAUAUGAAUUGGCAUUGUACAUAAUUACAUAAGUUAUGAAAUAUAGGAUAGGAAUUCUUCAUUAUAUAUUAUAUUGAUAAAAUAAAGUGGAGAUACUUGCAA